AUGAGUCUAUCGACGGUAACAAUAACUUUAAUCUUAGUCAAAUUAAAUGCUGCUUCAUUUGUUCUACCAGAAGGGCAAAGAUGUGACACAUUUUGCAUCUCAAAUUCAACAUUCAACCCAAGUGAAAUAACAGGAGUUUAUUAUUUAAUUCAUAUUCUACCAAGGGACUUUUUGGAGAAAACAUCAUGUAACAGCUUGACUAUUCAACCGCCACAAGGAAAUCGGCAAGAUUAUGUAUUUUCAGAUACAAUUAACGGUGCUAGACGACAUAUUCCUGGAUAUUUUGUUUCACGUGGAUCACAAGUUGACAUCUAUCAUUCCGAACGUUAG
Molecule: messenger RNA, 330 nt
Organism: Clunio marinus
Lineage: Eukaryota; Metazoa; Arthropoda; Insecta; Diptera; Chironomidae
Source: the annotation of a GenBank genome assembly